AUUGACUGCUUUUUUUUGUGUGUGUGUUUUUUGGUUGCAUUUUAGUUACAAUAGCGAUGUUACGGAGAGGGCAGGCGAUGCUGCCUUUCUUCUUAUUGGCCUGGGUCUUGAGGCUCACACAAGCUCUUGCUUCAGCUCAUGAUCGCCUGCAGGAUGAAGCAGCUGCAAAUUCCAUGUCAGGGACAGGAAACUUGGAUCGUGGAGGGAACUUGAGCUUAGCUACUGAUUUAGCCAUUACUUAUGCUGAGGACCUUUUUUCUAAACAGGAUUACUUUUCACCAAAUGGAAAAGGUGAACUUUCUGAGAUUGCUGGUUAUUCUGCAGCUCAACAGAGGCAGUCUCUUGAUCAUGUGUUUUCUGAGUCUGAUGCUACAAAUGAUGGGCUUUUUGAUUUCAGCCAGCAUUAUAGGUAUGAUGAGGAUGCACUUGAACAGCCUGGCUUUUCCAAUCCAGAUAGUGAUGACUUCAAUUCUGAUUUGACCAAGAACUCUGUCCCUUUUACUGCUGACGACUACCCUAUGGCUUCAGACUCUGAAGGCAAUGUGGAACAUGCACUUUUUACUGAUCGGAGUAAUGACCCUGAUGACUUCCCAGAAGUCUCAGCAUAUGCUGAUUUAGCUACUUCAGAUAAAGAAAAUGUGUCUAAUACUGCUACCCUUGAUCUCAAUGAUUCUGUUAAUCUUGCAGCAGAAAUGGGUAUCAGUGAACUUGGGAAAGAGUUUGAUUCUUCUGACCACAAGUCUGGUACCUAUUCUGAAACCCUAGGCUAUGAUUCUGCUGCCUUUGCAGAUCUUGAAAAGGAAGGCACUGAUACUUUGCAUCCUGGUGUGCAUUCCUAUCAUCGCAAGGACCAAGUUACUGGUGACCUUAAUGAAAUGCAUGUUUCUUCUUUUGACCGCUCUGUACUUACUGAUAUAAAUCUGGAGUUGGAUGAAGCGCUUUCUCCAGCUCUUAAGAUUGCCAGUGCACUCAACUCUCCUGAUCUCUCCAGAGGUCCCAGGGUGCCCAGCAGUAUCUCUGAUGCCUCUAUAGGGCCCUAUGGUACAUUUAAUCGACCUAUUGCCCCACCAAGCCCCCUUCCUCAUAGCACAGGAGAGCCAACCACCCUGGCUUCAGCAACUACAUGCAGUGUUGCAGAUAUGGCCAUCAAAUUGUUUGGUGGAAGGCUGACAGACCUCAAAGUGCGAGCUGCCUUCAUAUUUGUUGAAGUAAGCAAGAUUCCGCAGAGGUGCAGAUACAAGGUGUUUGAGAGAAAUGGAGUUGUCCACUUUACAACUGCCUUCAAAGGUUGCAAUGUGAAGAUACAGGGUGGGCAAUAUGUCCUGACCCUGAUGUGGAGAAACCACUAUGUGCAUAUGUCCUGUCCAAUUUCUACACCUGAUAAACCUGUUACAAUCUGUGGUACAAGUAGCAUGACCAUCACACUCCCAGCAGGACCAGUAGAAGCACUUCGUGUAAAAAAUAAAUUAAACAAAUGGGUAUCCAUUCACCAAGUUGCUGUUAAAUGCAAAUAUCAACUGUUGCGUGAUUCAGAGGGAAGGAUCACUUUCACUACUUCCUACAAUGGAUGUCACGUGAGGAGAUCGAUGGAUCGUUACUUCUAUAACAUCUACUAUCAAAUGGCUCCAGGGAAGCUAGGACAGGCAGUCAUGUCUUGUAGGACCGGAAUUAAUGUCACAGUCCCACCUGAAGCGUCUUUGCCGUCUGUAUUUUGUGCCAAGUCUGGCAUUAUAAUCAAAUUGCCUAAGGGACGUCUUGAUGCAGUCAAAGUGAUAGAUGGUUUUGGCAAGGCAAUAGCUGUCGGUAGUAUUGCCAAGAAAUGUAAUUAUCAACUCUUUCAAAUGAAGACUGGACACAUCAUCUUGAUUGCUUCCUUCCAAAGCUGUCAAGUUGCGUUUGUGGAUGGUUGCUUUGCCUUGAAUAUCAAGUUCCAGCAUGCUGAUCGUGUAAUGGGAGAGGUCUCUGCGCUUUGCCAUGCAGGUGGGGGGCCAAAACCAACUUCCCAACCUGAUACUCCUACAACUCGAGAUGUAACUUCCAGUAUACUGUCUACAGUAAUUCCUGUGGAUGUGUCUGCUACCAUCUGCAACAAGGAUGGCAUGACAGUAGUUCUACCCAAUGGUCCUUGGUGGGGGAUUAGAGUGAAAGAUCUUUCUGGCAAAGAGAUCACUGUGACUAGUGAUUUUGCAGAACGAUGCCAUUACAAUCUCUCUCUGCAUCUGGAGAAAAUAAUCUUUACAACUACCUACACUGGCUGUUUUGUUGCACAAGUGGGAGAUCGGUAUGUCCUGACUGUAAUGUACAGAACAGCUACUUGGAAUCAAGGGUCUGUGCGGAUGGAAUGCCCAACCAGUGCUGGAAGCCCUACAGAAUUGCCACCUCUUCCAACCACUGUGGGGAAACCCAUUCCUGUCUGCAGGUCCUCUAACAUGACUGUGGUGCUGCCUGCAGGAUCUCUGGAAAAAGUCUUGGUUCUAGAUCACCUCAAAAGGCCAGUAAAAGUCAUUGAUGCGCCCAAGUCAUGCAAUUACAGCAUGGUGGAGAGAAGAGGACAGAUCCUCUUCACAGCUCCCUACAGUGCCUGUGAUGUCAAGAUCCUGAAUGGAAACUAUGUCCUGGCCAUUAUGUAUACAAGUUAUUCUGGAGACUUUGCAUCAGUGCAGAUGGAAUGCCCUACCACUGGAGAACCAACAAAACCCCCUCCCUCUACAAAACCCAUUCCUCCAACUCCUGUCUGUGGAGCUUCCAGCAUGAUGGUGGAGCUGCCUGAGGGGCCUCUGGAACAAGUCAAGAUAAUGAAUACCUCCAAUGGGCUAUGGGUAGCUGUAAAGGAUGUCCCAAAGAACUGCAACUACACACUGAUGAAGGAAAGAGGAAGAAACCUCUUCAUAACCUCCUACAAGGCCUGUCAUGUCUGGAUACUGAAUAAAAACUAUGUCUUGACUGUAAUCUACACAACUGCAACUGGGGUAAGAGGGAUGGUGCAAAUGACUUGUCCAGCUGUAGAGACAACAUCCCUUACUACUAGGUCUACAAGUAUUGGGAAGCCAGUGACUACUGGGAAACCUACAAAACCAACUCUCCCUCCCACUCCUGUCUGCAAAGCCUCCAGCAUGACUGUAGCACUGCCCUCUGGGUCACUACAAGUUUUGUUAUUGAAUCUGUCCAAUGAAUGGGUAGAUAUCAAUGCUGCUCCCAGUUACUGCAACUACAGUUUGGUGCAGGGAAGAGGCGGCAGGAACUUCUUUACAGCCCCUUACAGGGCUUGUGAUGUCCGGAUACAGAAUGGAAACUACAUGUUGACCUUGCUUUACAUAACUGCUGCUGAUAAACGAGGGUACUUGGACAUUAGAUGUCCCACCACUGGUGGGGAGCCAACAGAGACUACUAGCCCCUCUGGUGGGGAGCUGACCGGAACUACUGCUGGAGAAACGACAACUAGUUGGAAACCUACAAUGCCUACUCUCCCUGACACUGCUCUCUGCAGAGCCUCCAGCAUGACUGUAGAAUUGCCCUCUGAGUUGCUUCAAGUUCUACUAUUGAGUCCGUCCAAUGAAUGGGUAGAUAUCAGUAAUGCUCCCAGUUACUGCAACUACAGUUUGGUGCAGGGAGGAGGCGGCAGGAACUUCUUUACAACCCCCUACAGGGCUUGUGAUGUCCGGAUACAGGAUGGAAGCUACAUCUUAACCUUGCUCUACAUAACCAUUGCUAAGGGAGGCUACGUGCACAUGAGAUGUCCAAUAAAAACCACUACUAAGCCAACCAAGACUUCUAGAACCCCCACUACCAGUAUCACCACUGUAGGGGUGACCGAGACCCCUGCAACUGUGGUCUGCACCGCCUCCAGUAUGGUGGUGGAGCUGCCCAAGGAACCUCUAAGACUUGUGAAGGUUCUAGAUAAAUCCAACCGGUGGGUAGCUGUCAUUGAUGCUCCCAAGUACUGCAACUACACCUUGUUGCAGGGAAGGGGAGGGAACUUCUUCAUAACCCCCUACACGGCCUGUGAUGUCAGGAUAUUGAAUAACAACUAUGUUUUGAAGAUCUGGUAUUUGGCAACUGGUGGCAAAAAAGGGUAUAUGGUGAUGAAAUGCCCCACCGAUGCUGGAGAACCCACAAAAGCACCAACAACUACUUGGGAGCCAACCAAGAGUACCAGGACCACCAUCAGGAAGACUACCAUAACAACCAUUGGGGAGCCGACCAGGACCACCAGCAGGAAGACCACCAGCAGGAGGCCUACCAGGACCACCAGCAGGAGGACUACCACAACAACCAUUGGGGAGCCAACCAGGACCACCAGCAGGAGGACUACCACAACAACCAUUGGGGAGCCAACCAGGACCACCAGCAGGAAGACCACCAGCAGGAGGCCUACCAGGACCACCAGCAGGAGGACUACCAUAACAACCAUUGGGGAGCCAACCAGGACCACCAGCAGGAAGACCACCAGCAGGAGGCCUACCAGGACCACCAGCAGGAGGACUACCACCACAACCAUUGGGGAGCCAACCAGGACCACCAGCAGGAAGACCACCAGCAGGAGGCCUACCAGGACCACCAGCAGGAGGACUACCACAACAACCAUUGGGGAGCCAACCAGGACCACCAGCAGGAAGACCACCAGCAGGAGGCCUACCAGGACCACCAGCAGGAGGACUACCACAACAACCAUUGGGGAGCCAACUAGGACCACCAGCAGGAGGCCUACCAGGACCACCAGCAGGAGGACUACCACAACAACCAUUGGGGAGCCAACUAGGACCACCAGCAGGAGGCCUACCAGGACCACCAGCAGGAGGACUACAACAACCAUUGGGGAGCCUACCAGGACCACCAGCAGGAGGACAACCACUGGGGAGCCAACCAAGACCACCAGCAAGAGGACUACAACAACCAUUGGGGAGCCUACCAGGACCACCAGCAGGAGGACAACCACUGGGGAGCCAACCAAGACCACCAGCAAGAGGACUACGACAACCAUUGGGGAGACUACCAGGACCACCAGCAGGAGGACUACCACGGGGAGGACUACAACAACCAUUGGGGAGCCAACUAGGACCACCAGCAGGAAGACCACCACAACCACCAUUGGGGAGCCGACCAGGACCACCAUUGGGAAGACAACCAAGGCCCCUACAACUGUGGUCUGCACAGCUUCCAGUAUGGUGGUGGAGCUGCCCAAUGAACCUCUAAGACUGGUCAAGGUUCUAGAUAAAUCCAACCAGUGGGUAGCUGUCAUUGAUGCUCCCAAGUACUGCAACUACACCUUGUUGCAGGGAAGGGGAGGGAACUUCUUCAUAACCCCCUACACGGCCUGUGAUGUCAGGAUAUUGAAUAACAACUAUGUUUUGAAGAUAUGGUAUCUGACAACUGGUGGCAUAAAAGGGUAUGUGGUGAUGAAAUGCCCAACCAGUGCUGGAGAACCCACAAAAGCCCCAACAACUACUCCCACUACAUGGGCGCGAACCAAACCGACCAGGACCACUGGAAUUGCUACGAAGACAACUGUGACAACCACUGGUGGGGAGCCAACUGUAGUCUGCACAGCCUCUAGUAUGGUAGUGGAGCUGUCCAAGGAACCUCUGGUACUAGUAGAGCUUCUAGCUGAAUCCAGCAAGUGGGUAGCUGUCAUUGAUGCUCCUGAGGAUUGCAACUACACCUUGGUUCAGAGCCGAGAAAGGAACUUCUUCAAAACCCCCUACAUGGCGUGUGAUGUCAAGAUUCUGAAUGAGAACUACUUCUUGGCCUUGCGCUAUACAACAAUUGAUGGUAAAGUAGGGUAUGUGCAGAUGAAAUGUCCAACCAGUGCAGGAGAACCAACAAAAGAUCCUGCAACUACAAACACGACCAGGAAAUCAACAAGGACCCCCCCAGCACCAGAUGUGGUGUGCAACUCAUCCGGAAUGAUGGUGGAGCUGCCCAAGGACUCUUUAGACCUAGUGGAGCUUCUAGAUUAUGCCAACAAAUGGGUAGUUGUCAACAAGGCUCCCAUGUACUGCAACUACACCUUGCUGCAGGGAAGUGGAAGGACCCUUUUCAUAACCCCCUACAAAGCCUGUGAUGUCAGGAUACUGAAUGAGAACUACAUCUUGACCCUCCGCUAUACAACUUCUGGGCAACAAGUUUAUGUUCACAUGAAAUGCCCCACCAGUGCUGCAGCACCCACAAAAACACCUUCCUCUACAACCACUACUGGAAAACCACCAAUACCCACUGUCUGCAAAGCCUCAGUCAUGACAAUAGAGCUGCCUGAAGGACCAAUUGAACAAGUAGCCCUGAUAGAUAAAUCCAACACUCUGGUAACUGUCAAAGAUGAUACCAGAAAGUGUGGCUACAGCUUGGUGCAUGGGAGAGGAAAGAACCUCUUCACAACCCCUUACACAGCCUGUGAUGUGAAGAUGCUGAAUGGGAAUUAUGUCCUGACUCUAGCAUAUGUAACCCUUACUGGGGAAAGGGUACUGGUGCAGAUGAAAUGUCCAGUCAGUGCAGCUUUACCAACAGGGUUGCCGCUCCCUCCCUUUGGGGUUUCUGUCCUCUGCAGUGAUACUUGCAUGACAGUGGAACUUCCUGGGGGACUGCUACAAGAUAUCCAGUUAAUGGAUGAAUCCAACAACUUGGUAGCUGUUACCAGUGCUCCCAAGACUUGUGGCCUCAGUUUGGUGAGGGGGAACGGCAAGAACAUCUUGACCGCUCCUUACAAGGCCUGCAAUGUCAAGAUACUGAACAACUUCUACAUCCUGAGAGUCAUUUACACCACUCUUACUGGGGAGCGAGGAGAUAUACAGGCCAAGUGUCCUGUUCCUGGUCUAGUACCACGUGAGGGGUGCAAGAUACCAAGAAGUCAGCAGGUUGCUUGUGGUCCACCUAAUGCUGAUCCACAACUGUGUGUGGCCAAUGGAUGUUGUGUGGAUGCAACAACUUCCCAGUGUUACUAUCCUUUGAAUGCAUGCACUGCAGAUGGCCAUUUUGUAUUCUCCGUAGACCGCACCUCAACUAAGCCAGAAAUCGAUCCUGGCAGUCUAGUAAUUGCAGGAAACCGAUCAUGUGCCCCAGUAAUCUGCACUCCAGACUUUGCCAUCUUCAAAUUUCCUGUGACUGGCUGUGGGACACAUGUCUUUACGGUGGCGGAGACUACAAUUUAUCUUGCUGAAGUUCAUGGCUUGGUUCGGGGGAACCAGCAGAUGUAUGGACAAAUUACCAGAGAUGGCCCUUAUCGUUUCCAGGUGGAAUGUCGCUAUUCUAAAGGGCAUUUGGCCAGCACUGGUUACUUGGUGGUGAACCCACCGCCUCCAUCAGCAGCCUUGGCUUUUGGCUCACUUGGGGUUAGGUUAAGGAUUGCCACAGACACCAGCUACACUAGCUUCUACCCUCGGUCCCAUCUGCCCCUGAGCUUCUUGCUUGGAAGCAAGGUGUAUCUGGAAGUGCAGCUUGUAAACCCUCCUAACCCCAAUGUAGUUCUGCUGGUCCACUACUGCAUCGCCUAUCCCCAGUCCUCUCAAGCUGCCUGGGUGAUCCUCUAUGAAGGUUGUCCCAACAUCCUGGAUUACAGCAGUGCUGCUGGCCUCCAUGUGAAAUACAAUAACAUGCCUGUAUCCAAGCACACUCGACGCUUUGAAAUACAAAGCUUCCAGUUCCUGGACUACAAGACCAAGCAGCAUUUGGAUGAGGAAAUCUAUUUUAUGUGUUCAACUGAAGUGUGUUCCCCAGAACACCGUGUUUGUAAUGAAGGAUGCUUUGAUGGGAGAGAUAUGCCUGUUCCAGUAGAUCUUGGUGUGGGAGGGCGCUGUGCAGGAAAGCCCUGUCCUGGGAAAUCCAACGUAGUCAAGCGAGCUGCUCAUGGUCAUACUGGCCUCAUCGCUGUCGGUGAAGGAACCUUCCUUUUGGAUGAGCCUGUGCCCCAUGAACAAAUGGAGAAGCACUGGACACACUUCCAUGGUCUCCUGGGGCUGCUUGCUCUGCUGGUCUCGGUAUCUGUUGUAAUGCUCUUCCUCAAAAAAUGGGUUGUCUUGCAAAUGGCCAGGUCCUAGAGAAGCAGUCUCUAACUUGAAUAAACCUUUUAUCUUGUGUUGAAA
Messenger RNA from Acipenser ruthenus (sterlet), 8072 nucleotides. RefSeq lists its product as uncharacterized. Gene Ontology annotation, molecular function: acrosin binding; structural constituent of egg coat. The coding region runs from base 57 to 8027 and encodes 2656 amino acids. Gene Ontology annotation, biological process: prevention of polyspermy; binding of sperm to zona pellucida. The transcript has 38 exons. Gene Ontology annotation, cellular component: egg coat. The record is from RefSeq and is a predicted model, not a curated record. Lineage: Eukaryota; Metazoa; Chordata; Actinopteri; Acipenseriformes; Acipenseridae.